Pochonia chlamydosporia 170 is the source of this 1155-nucleotide messenger RNA. RefSeq names its product saccharopine dehydrogenase protein. The record is from RefSeq and is a predicted model, not a curated record. Lineage: Eukaryota; Fungi; Ascomycota; Sordariomycetes; Hypocreales; Clavicipitaceae. The transcript is spliced from 2 exons. Bases 1 to 1155 code for a protein of 384 amino acids. Gene Ontology annotation, molecular function: saccharopine dehydrogenase (NAD+, L-lysine-forming) activity. Gene Ontology annotation, cellular component: cytoplasm.
AUGUCACCGUACAACUCAAUCCUCCUCCGAGCGGAGCAGAAGCCUCUCGAGCACAGAUCUUUUUCGCCCGCCGUCAUCAAGACUUUGAUUGAAGCUGGCUAUCCAGUCUCUGUCGAGCGCUCUCCUUCCCAUCCCGACUUCAAGAGAAUCUUCGAGGAUUCAGAAUAUGAAGCCGCUGGAGCCACUUUGGUUCCUUCCGGUGUUUGGCCCAAGGCUGAGCCCGGUACGCUGAUUAUGGGCCUCAAGGAAAUCCCCGAGGAGGACUUUGCCCUGACCAACGACCACUUAACAUUUGCUCACUGCUACAAGAAGCAGGCUGGCUGGGACAAGGUCCUGGGACGAUUCGCUGCUGGGGACUCUACACUGUACGAUCUGGAGUUUUUGGUGGACAAGUUGGGCCGCAGAGUCAGUGCCUUUGGGUACCAUGCGGGCUUUACUGGUGCUGCUCUCGGUGCCAAGACCUGGGCCUGGCAGUUGGCCAACCCUGGCAAGAAGCUUCCUUCGGUCGGUUCCUUCACGGAUGGCAAGGGAUAUUACCUGAACGAGGACGAGUUGGUUCAGCAGAUUCGCAAGGACGUCGAGGCUGGUGAGAAGCUAUUGGGCCGUAAGCCAACUGCUAUGGUCCUGGGAGCACUCGGUCGUUGUGGCAAGGGUGCCUGUGAUUUGUUCGUCAAAGCUGGUUUGCCUGAGGAGAAUAUCACUCGUUGGGAUUUGGCCGAGACCAAGGACCGCAAUGGCCCUUAUGAGGAAAUUGCUCAGCACGACAUCUUCCUCAACGCAAUUUACCUUUCCAAGCCUAUUCCUCCCUUCGUCAACGAUGAGCUUCUCGCCAAGCCUGGCCGCAAGCUAAGCAUCGUUGUUGAUGUUUCUUGCGAUACAACCAACCCGCACAAUCCUAUCCCCAUCUACAACAUCAACACCACCUUCGACGACCCUACCGUUCCCGUUGAGGUCAAGGAUGACAAGAACACUGCUCCUCUGUCUGUCAUUAGCAUUGACCACCUGCCUUCAAUGCUGCCCCGUGAGGCCAGUGAAUCGUUCAGUGAAGGCCUCAAGGAAUCACUUCUUUUGCUCAAUGACCGCAAGUCUGCCAGAGUUUGGGUUGAUGCUGAAAAGCUGUUCAAGGAGAAGGUCGCCGAGAUCCCCAGCCAAUAA